CCGGGUGCUCCCGCCAGGUGCGUCGACACCAGUGGAUGCUUGUCGUUUGACAGACCCUGAGGCCCGUCUCAUAUCAGGCUACCUUCUCGGCCCAACACUCGAUGCCCUAAAUCUCUGGGUGAAGCUCCCACGGCUGCCGGUGGUUUUGGCGUCACCCAACCCUGCCAUUGGCAAUUGGCCUUAUCAACAUGAGCCCACCGCCUCCAGCAAGAUUCGCGGCGGAAUUCAUCGUCGAGUCGCCCGGCCAGCCAGCGCCGCAGCGGGCGACUCGAAGACGGGGGAUGGAGACACACCGAAAAUGGAUAAGAAAUUGGAUGAAGCGACUGCCGCAGGGCGAUGAAGACUGGGACAACAAUUUCCCUUCGACAGCCGAGGAGAUCGACCACAUCCGCGAACGCCUAACAAUGGCACACGUCGAAGCUCGCAACCAAAUGGACUGGAUCACCAUUCUACACACGUACGCCGCUUGGGCAAAGGAAUUCGAUGGUCGUGAACUUCAACUUCAUAACAUGAUCAUGGUCGCGGCAUGUCACGUGGCUCACAGCGAUGGCCUUCCAAGGGACAUCAUGCUCGAAGCCAUGGCAAAGUGCAUCAGUGGAGGUGGUGAUACGCUCCGGUCGAAACGAUUUGCACUGCCAAAGUGCAUUCAGAUUGGCGACGAACUUGCCAAUGUGCUUGGGGUUCGUGCAUAUGAGCUUCCAUUGCGUGUUAACUCCUAUUUCACAUUCGGCCAACAUUUUACCGGCGAAUGUUUCCCUCUUCUGCGGGAAGAAGCAACCACGGCCCAUCGUCCCUCCAGCGCACUGCCGUCGGAAGUUUUAAGAAUCCCCAGUCUUGUGUUCGAUCUCUGUGGGGGGAAAGUGAGGUACGCAUAAUUCUGCAGUUCUUCCUUUGAGACCAAAGCUCAUGCAUGCAACAGCCUUGAUAAAAUUGAAAGGAGUUUGGC
This is a messenger RNA of Ilyonectria robusta, 946 nucleotides long. RefSeq lists its product as uncharacterized. Bases 189 to 875 code for a protein of 228 amino acids. The record is from RefSeq and is a predicted model, not a curated record. NCBI's taxonomy places the organism in Eukaryota, Fungi, Ascomycota, Sordariomycetes, Hypocreales, Nectriaceae. The transcript has 2 exons.